This is a messenger RNA of Xylona heveae TC161, 1564 nucleotides long. RefSeq lists its product as hypothetical. The coding region runs from base 260 to 1180 and encodes 306 amino acids. The transcript is spliced from 7 exons. The record is from RefSeq and is a predicted model, not a curated record. Gene Ontology annotation, molecular function: acetate transmembrane transporter activity. Gene Ontology annotation, cellular component: plasma membrane. NCBI's taxonomy places the organism in Eukaryota, Fungi, Ascomycota, Xylonomycetes, Xylonales, Xylonaceae.
UUCUUCCAACAACCAUUCAAAGCUGCUUGUGCGCAUACGAACUCUUCUUGUCGACUGUUCUGCUUUCUCUAUCUCAACUGUGUAUCCUAUAAAUAUUACGUCUCUCCUUGAAUUCUUUCUUUCUUUCUUCUUUCUCGUUUGCAAUCCUCCACUUUACAUCCUUCUCAUCGGUGCCAUUGCAGCUCACAUUCGACCUCAGUUGCAUCCCCGUUGGAUCUACACUUUUCCUUCUUUCAUCCCUCAUUAGCCUCGUUCCGGCAUGUCGGUCACUCGCGGAGAUCCUAAUGGCCAGCCUUUGGAAAAGGAUUACUCGCAGACGGGCGUGUGUUCGCACCACUCGAAUGAGGGCGACCCCAUUGCUGCGCACGAUGCCACCAGCGAUACAGGUCUCGGGCGGGUCCCCACCGCACGAAGCUUCAGCAUCUCUCCAGAACUCUUCGAGAAGAUAUAUCUCUCCCCAGCAACCGCAGUCAAGGGUGAUCUUCGAAAGACCUUUGGUAAUCCCACACCACUGGCUCUUGUAGGAUUUGUUCUGUCAUUGACACCCCUCUCGUGCGAGCUUAUGGGAUGGAGAGGCUCAGGUGGUUUCGGUGCUGCUGGAAUCGGUUCAUAUUUUUUCUUCGGCGGAGUUUGCAUGCUUAUUGGUGGUGUUCUCGAAUUUAUCCUCGGAAAUACUUUCCCUUUCGUUGUCUUCUGCUCUUAUGGUGGCUUUUGGCUUACUUAUGGCGCAACUCUCCAACCAUCGUUCAACGCGUAUGGGGCAUACUCACCAGAUACGUCCAACCCGGCAGCAGGUUUGAACGCUGCCUCUUUCAAUGCCAGCUUUGCAUUCUUUCUCCUCUUUAUGGCUCUCUUGAGCUUUGUCUUUCUUAUCUGCGCAUUGAGGACUAACAUUGUCUUCUUCCUCAUCUUUCUAUUCCUGACUCCGGGCUUCGCUCUUCUGGCUGCAGCCUUUUGGCAAGUCGCAAAUGGGAACGUCGCUUUGGCAGGUCAUAUUCAGACUGCCGGAGGAGCAUGUCUUUUUGUUGUCUCCUCAUGCGGAUGGUACAUCUUUUUCGCGCAGAUGCUCGCUGCGCUCGACUUCCCCUUCCAGAUCCCUGUCGGUGACCUCAGUCAUAUCAUUAAGGGAGCUAGCCAACGGGCCAAAGCCGGCGGCUCUACAGCCUACUCUGACGCCUGAUGCAAUGCAUCUCAACACUGCCAUGUGCGAGGGAAAGUAUGAGGCGGCCAAAUUAGCUCCGCAUCACGUUCUUCUCUGCUUGUGGUAAGCAUAAGAUGCGUUGCAUCUGUUGCCAUACCUGUCCACCCUGUCUAAAUCGCUGGAUAUUUGCUGGCAACAUUGUCAGUAUCAACUCAACUCAAGGGCCCAAAAGUUCGCGGGAGUGAGCCUACUCUAGCAACGGAUUGCAGUUGCUUGCUACCUAUACGUGACGAUGAAAUGCUGGGACGACACUUUCUGACGAAACCAAAGAUAUUUAUCCCCUUUGAUAUCCGGAAUAGGAGUAUUUUGCUUAUCUAGCGUCGUUGGCUGGCGUUUAAAAUAUCCGACCCUUUUUUAUAUUUC